This is a messenger RNA of Ananas comosus (pineapple), 1406 nucleotides long. RefSeq lists its product as uncharacterized. Bases 51 to 662 code for a protein of 203 amino acids. NCBI's taxonomy places the organism in Eukaryota, Viridiplantae, Streptophyta, Magnoliopsida, Poales, Bromeliaceae. The record is from RefSeq and is a predicted model, not a curated record. The transcript has 2 exons.
AGGAAUUGAACGAGUAUCGUUUCCUGAAUUUUGUGGUCUGCUACAAUAUAAUGUCGUUGGCUAACACGAAGGUGGUGUGUUGGGAUCGCAUGCUUUAUAUGUAUCUGGUGGGUAUGCCGAAUGUGGUUCGUGAUAGGAAGAUCAAUCUUAAUGUUCCAUUUUUGGUUUGGCGCCGUAUGGCUAAAGACAUCAAGACUUCUAGUCAGUCAGAGAGGUUGCCUUAUCCAUUAAUCAUUAUGCGGAUUCUGAGGGUGUUUGAUGUGGACACGAGAUGUUCGUCAUAUGAACAUAGUCUGGGCGUGAUUAGUGAGACUAUGUUCAUUAAAUCUUCGGUGCAGCUUCAGUCGCAGCGCUCUCCUCCACGACGUUCGUCUCAGCAGCGUUCCACUCCUCCUUCUGGUCCUUCCCGUCCUUCGGCAGAGGUGUCUAAGGAAGAAAUGUCCGUCUCUUCUGUUUAUCGGGAACAACAAAGAUUAUCUUUAGAGCAAGAACGCAUCUCGGGCGAACUUCGACGGAUUUUUGAGGAUCAAGCUCCCAUGGUUGCCGUGCAGGAGCGCCUCACUCGGCAAGUGGGCAAGCUUCGUCGUAUGAUGCGCGCUAUCUUUGACAAACUAGGGUGUUGUAGCGCGGAUCUUCCUGCGCCUGGUGCUGAUUCUGACUGAGAUCUUUUGGUGUUUCCUUCUUUUUGGUCGUUUUGGCGUUUUCUUGACAAAAAGGAGGAGGAUGAUGAUGAUGAUGAUGAACUUUGCUUAGGAUGUAAUGCUUGAACUCUUGACUUAUAACUGAAUUCAUUGCAAAUUUUGAUGAAGUGUGUGGAGAUUGUUUUGCAGGGUAUUUCAAGACUUCGAGACUCUAUGUCAUGUCCUAAGUCAUAGAGUCUGUAUUAGGAUGUUAAAAAUGUAAUUCUGUUUUUAUUGGAUCGAUCACGCAGAAGGUUGUUGUUUGGUGAUUGCGAUAACCUUCUUAUUUUUGUCUUUGGAUAAGCAUUGUAUAUUCUUUUUGUAUUUUGUCACGAAAUCGCCAAAGGGGGAGAUUGUUAAGGAUUUUAUAAGUUUGCGAAUUUCGUGAAGGUUUGGAUGGAGUCUCGAAGAAUUAGAAGAUGAAGGUUGACGAAAAGAAUUGAAGUUUUUGUGAUCAAAGACCCUUGAGAACUCAGACCUUUAAUCACCACAAAUUGUUGAACUUCUACGAGCUUCGGAUGGAGCUUUAGCGCGUGGAUCUCGCGUGGAGACCGUGGAUUCGUUGGGCGUUUCGUGGAAUCGAGGCGUGUGCGGCUGCAAGGACUUGCAGUGUGAUCGGUUUGAGGGUUCCAAGCGAUCGUGGACCAGCAAAGAUAAUCUACAACGAGGAUUCGGUAUUUUGAGUCUUGUAUUUUUGCUAAAUCACUUGUACUCAUGUUUUCUUAG